Messenger RNA from Trichogramma pretiosum, 1421 nucleotides. It is a transcript of the gene CPR16, whose product is annotated as transcriptional regulator ovo-like. Gene Ontology annotation, molecular function: structural constituent of chitin-based larval cuticle. Lineage: Eukaryota; Metazoa; Arthropoda; Insecta; Hymenoptera; Trichogrammatidae. Bases 57 to 1001 code for a protein of 314 amino acids. The record is from RefSeq and is a predicted model, not a curated record. The transcript is spliced from 2 exons. Gene Ontology annotation, cellular component: chitin-based extracellular matrix.
CUGCUUCGUCGAGCGGCAAAUCCGUCGUCGAGGGCUGGCCGAUUAAGACGGCGACGAUGACGCGACGCGGCAAGUCGUCGCUGCCGAGCGGCGCACAAUACCUCAGCCAGGAUCCGGUCUCGGGCGCUUAUCAGUACGGCUACUCCGGGCCGCACCACGCCAAAUCCGAGUCGAGCUACAAUGGAAUCACUCGCGGAGGCUACUCUUACGUGGAUGCCAACGGCCUGCUGCAGACGGUCUCGUACACGGCCGACGCGGAGAACGGCUUUCGGGUCAGGGCGAGCAAUCUGCCCUCGUCUCAGCUGCUGGAGCAACGGCAGCAGCAUCAGCCGGCGUUGCGCGACGCGCCCGAGGUCGCGCUGACCAAGCGCCGACACAUGGAGCAGCUGCAUUACGCCGAGACUCGCCGAGCCGGUUCCGCCUGGAAAGCCGCUUACGAGCUCGAGCAACAGCCCAGUAGACGAGCCUACGAGCAGUCACCGCAGAAACAGACGUUCGGUCGGCGUCGAAGUGCCUCGGCCGCUGCCUUCGUCGCUAGGCCCCCGACGAGCGUCAGCAGGCCCGAAGCUCGGCGUAUAAGCAGCCCCAGCCAACAGCAAUACCAUCAUCAUCAACAGCAGCAGCAGCAGCAGCAGCAGCAUCAGCAGCAGCAUUACUUUUACAGCUCGCCCACGCACGUGGUGGCGAUGGCGCCGUCGCACAUGUUUCACCACGGCCACCGCUACGUUCUGUCGUCGGCCGCUGCCUCGGAGAUGCCUGCCUACGUGCCGCUACCGAUGCCGGUGAUCCACGGUGCGGCGAGCCACACGCAGGACGCCCUGGGCCAGUACGAGUACAGCUACACGGGCGACACCAGCGCCAAGAUCGAGUCGCGCUCGAUGGACGGCUCGACCCGCGGCGCCUACAGCUACAUCGACGCCAACGGCCUGCUGCAGCAGGUGCGCUACGUCGCCGACAAGGACGGCUUCAGGGUGCUGGCGACCAAUCUUCCGAGAGCUUGAGCCUGGCCCGGAGAUAGAUUUUUUUUUUUUUUCAAUUUUAUAAGCUGGACGAUGCGAUCCGACCAGGUUGUCGUCCAAGCAAUUACUUUUAUUAUUAUUAUUAUUACGUAUAACGGAGAAUCGAUAAGAUGUACAUAACACACACAAUUGAUAUUUUAUAUUACUUAGAAUUAUUUAAUUUUUUACAUUACCUUAUGCUUAUUCUAUUUUUCUCGUCUUAUUGACAGACGGCACUCCGUAGACUUUUGAAAAUAGUUCGAUACUUUUCCUCGUUAUCGAAUGAAAUGAACAUUGAAAAAAACUUUUAUUGUACGUUUUACAAUUACAGUCAUCGAUGCAGUCGCACUGUACGUUAAAAUUAGUCUUUAAUGCCUUAUAAUUAUUUUUAUAUACAAAUAAAUAAUUUAAAUACAAUUUUAA